AUGGGUGCGACGGUCGCGAGCUCAAAAAGUAAGCGCUCGCUCGCUAGUAAAGGGAUGAGCGUUCUCAUAUUUGGUGGAUUGGUAUUUGGAACUGCUAUUUGGUUAUUAUUUAUUGCCGCGGGCGUCUACGCAACCGUGUACCAUUUCUACAUUCCUCAGUCGGAGGUUCGUUCCGCAGUGUACUUUCACCAUGACGUGCGGCACAAGAAUUAUUCGCUUUGCGUUAUUGAUUUGGUGCAUCUUCCAUUCAGCCAUGUCGACUACUCACUAAACUUGGCUUUGGAAAUGCAGAGAUCAGAUCGUAACAAACAAAUUGGAAACUUCGGAAUCACGGUAACUUUAGCUGAUGAGAAGACAGUUGACUCUGCCAUUGAUGGUGCGUCCAGCAUCGCGAUUGAAACGAGGAUGAAAGUACGAUCGGGUAGCACUACUAUGCUCACGGGAAUCCUUCCUUACAGGAGCCCUCUGCUUGAGUCGCUCAACACCUUGACAUUCGCGCCGCUGUAUGUUUUUGGACUUAUAAAACAAACAUCGACUAUGGAUUUGAGACUGUUCGAUCAAAUUCGCUCGUUGAAACGCAACUACAAAUACGCUGUUGUGCACAUCAAAGGCCGGAUCGAUCUGGAAAACGCGAGUCUUAUUUGGAAACCUCAACUUAGAGGUGUUCGUUAUUUGAUGUCACAGUAUCAGCUGCUGUCAUUUUUCUUUGGCACUUUGUUUGUGUGGUUUUGGGAGCUGUCGGCCACGUUGGGAACAAUUCUCAUCAUUCGCAGUCGCAAUGCCCAGGCAAAUGAGCGGAGCGACAAAUUGACGUCACACGAGAUACAGAUCCCGCGAAGAAGUGUAUCAAGGCGCCACUACAAAAGUCUGAACCCACCGUCUGAAUAUUUUUUCGAGUAUUCGGAUCACUAUAAAGCGGAUACGGGUAGCCCCCUGGAGCCACUCACCACCGGCCCCGUAGAUGCGAAUAUAAAUCGUGAGCACACCAGAGAGACCACGCAGGCGCAAGAAUUCGAAGAAUCUCAUAGUCAGGAGGACACACCAAACGUAUCCUACGCAUCUGACACGGUCGAAGCUGAAACACCAGCGACGACGAUCGAUGAUUUCGAAAGUUUGAUCAAUCAAUCUACGAUGCAAGACACCUCCAGAGCCGGUUCGUCGAGUUUUUCGGCUCUCAAGCCAGGCCAACCAAGAAAUAGAAAAGGUUGA
Wickerhamiella sorbophila is the source of this 1209-nucleotide messenger RNA. Its product is annotated as Seipin. Gene Ontology annotation, biological process: lipid droplet organization; lipid storage. The transcript has a single exon. The coding region runs from base 1 to 1209 and encodes 402 amino acids. Gene Ontology annotation, cellular component: endoplasmic reticulum membrane. The record is from RefSeq and is a predicted model, not a curated record. Lineage: Eukaryota; Fungi; Ascomycota; Dipodascomycetes; Dipodascales; Trichomonascaceae.